AUGUCUCUUUGGAGUAUUGCACCACUGAACGGUCCGGUCACUGGCCCUCUCAUCGGCGGUUUCGUCUACCAGUAUCUUGGCUGGCGAUGGGACAACUGGCUGGUUAUGAUCAUCGCCGGUGUUUCUAUUUUCCUGUUAGCGACCGUGAAGGAGACGUACGCCCCAACGAUAUUACAGCGGAUGGCGGCUAAGCGGAGAAAGGAGACUGAUGAUGAUCGGUGGUGGUGCAGCUACGAUCAGAAGGUGUCGACGCUGAAUCUGCUAAAGAUCAACCUGAGCCGCCCCUUCAUAUUGAGCUUCACGGAGCCGAUCUUGUGGUUCUUCAACAUCUGGAUUUCCUUGAUCUAUGGCAUCUUGUAUCUCUGCUUCGUUGCAUAUCCGAUCGUCUUCUCUCAGCACAGAGGGUGGGGGCCAGGCAUUUCGGGUCUCGCUUUCGUGGGCAUUGGAAUUGGAACCAUGCUCGCUAUAUUCGCUGAGCCCCUUCUGCGACGACUGAUCAACUCGCAUCCCAAAGACCCAGCAACCGGGCGUGUGCGACCAGAAGCGUCAGCCAGUGUUAUGAGCAUCGGCGCUGUUCUGACUCCCAUCGGCCAGCUCGUCUUCUCCUGGACGUGCCUCCCGACGACCAUUCACUGGUCGAUUCCCAUCAUUUUUGGCAUCCCAUUUGGCGCUGGGAAUACAUUGUCCUUCAUCUACGGCUCAAACUAUCUGGCAGGAGCCUAUGGAUACUAUGCGGCGUCUGCACUUGCCGGUAACGCUGUCAUGAGAUCCUUCUUCGGCGGGACCUUGCCGCUGGCCGGACCGAGCAUGUAUGCGAAGUUGACGCCCCAGUGGGCAGGCACACUGCUUGGCCUGUUGGAGGUCUGCCUCGUGCCCAUUCCCUUCGUCUUUUACCGAUAUGGUGAGAAGAUCCGGUCGAAGAGCAGGGUGAUUCGCCAAAUGCGAGCAGAGCAGGAGAAGAACGACAAGAAGAGAGCGAAAGCACAGGCCAGGGCGCAGAAGGAACAAGAAAGGGAGGCUGCGGCUCAAGCUGCCAAUGGCGAUGGUUUCUUCGACCACGAGGUUGAAGGAGGGCCAUCGGGAACAGACGAGGAGAAGACAAUGGUGGAGAGGGACGUAGAGAAGGAGGCCGGCGAGACCUCGGCCCGCUCUGCGGAUGUUAAAAAGGAUGAGACGUCCGUCUGA
Molecule: messenger RNA, 1185 nt
Organism: Phaeoacremonium minimum UCRPA7
Lineage: Eukaryota; Fungi; Ascomycota; Sordariomycetes; Togniniales; Togniniaceae
Product: putative major facilitator superfamily transporter protein
Exons: 4
Coding region: 1-1185 (394 amino acids)
Biological process (GO): transmembrane transport
Molecular function (GO): transmembrane transporter activity
Source: RefSeq, a predicted model, not a curated record